Molecule: messenger RNA, 1061 nt
Organism: Carcharodon carcharias (great white shark)
Lineage: Eukaryota; Metazoa; Chordata; Chondrichthyes; Lamniformes; Lamnidae
Product: protein BANP-like
Exons: 5
Coding region: 338-994 (218 amino acids)
Biological process (GO): negative regulation of protein catabolic process; protein localization to nucleus
Source: RefSeq, a predicted model, not a curated record
GUGACAGCGUUUCCCCGCCGGUCUGACAAAAAAAACCCAUUUUUUCCCUUCCAAAACCCAACCGGUCGCCCUCCAACCGCCGCGCCUGCCUGUCACCGAGACUAGCCAAUGGCGGAGAGGCGCUAAGCGCUCCUGAUUGGUGGGUUGCUGCGCCGGCCCCGCCCACGGCCCACCUCCCUGCCCCAACGCGCACGCGCGAGGCGCCGGCCCCGCCCCUGCCCCCUCCCUCCUGAUUGUGACCGACGUCAGCAAGGGGGAAAAUCUCGUGCCGUGCCGCCUGAGUCCCUCCCAUCGGGACAGUUUGCCGGAUCGGUGACUGGGCGCUCCAGGCGGUGAAAUGGCAGAACAGCCGCUGGCGGAGAUGGUGGAGAUCGCGGUGCGCGAAUUCACGUCGGAAGCUGACACAGCCCUGCAGCAAAGCUCCCAAAGUGCAGAGGACGACGACUCCAAUCCCACAGGAAAACGCCGCAGAGUGGAAGCAAAACCCUCGGAAGCGGAGGAGGGCGAGGACAAUAUUCAGAUGCUCCUGUACGCCGCCAGCAAGACACUGUGCCUCCGGCUCGACACCAUCGAGGCCCACCUCAACUCCAUGGAGGACAAGUGCAAGUGCCUCAGGGCAAAGGUCGACAUGCUGGCCAAUCAGAACGCCCUCCGCCCGCUCCUGGCUGAGCAGGCCACGGCGGAGGUCCAAAGACAGGCCGGCGGCAGCUCGACCGCCCUGCAGAGGAAGUCGUGCGGAAGCUCGGGCGACCCCUCCGAGGAUCCUCCCACGCCCAAGGAGAUGGGCUCGGCCCAGGAGCGCCGCGCCAGCCAGGACCUGCCGGAGGGCCAGGGGGAGCCCAGCGAGGGCCAGCCGGGCGUCCAGGGCCUGGGGCCCGGCGUCCACAUCGUGGCGCUGUGCGCCGACGGCCGGGGCGAGGGGGAGGAGCGGGCCGACAGCGGCGCGGCCCUCGUCCCCGACGCCACCAACCUGCUCUACCAGCUGAUGUACUGACUCGCCUACCUGGCGCCUGACUCUCUCUCUCUGUGUGUGCGAAUAAAUGUCAUCUGCUGCAACUCGA